Messenger RNA from Coccidioides immitis RS, 3720 nucleotides. RefSeq names its product Pro-apoptotic serine protease NMA111. The transcript is spliced from 6 exons. The record is from RefSeq and is a predicted model, not a curated record. NCBI's taxonomy places the organism in Eukaryota, Fungi, Ascomycota, Eurotiomycetes, Onygenales, Onygenaceae. Bases 1 to 3522 code for a protein of 1173 amino acids. Gene Ontology annotation, molecular function: protein binding; serine-type endopeptidase activity. Gene Ontology annotation, biological process: proteolysis.
AUGCCCAAUCUGUUCCGCCUGCAGCUCCAGGAGGCAUUCCAAGCUCUGACGCCGUCCUCACCGCUCCCGUUCCAACCACCACCGCUGCUGGUGCUGCUGGUGCUGCCGCCCACCCUCCGCUCAACUUCUCCCGUUUCGAAGCGCCCACACGCGGCUUUGGGCGUGAUCUCUCGACGCUCGUUUUCCUUAACGCCAAUUUCUCCCCCUGGCCGCAUCUUGUCUUCCCUGUUACUGCUACGCCAUCCCGGCCCUGGGUCAAGCUGUUUGCCUUUGGUCCCAAUUGCUAGAGCCUCUCCCUGCACCCGGUCCCCUCUACUUCACCACGGGAAACGCAAUCAGCCUUACCACCACCACCACCAGCAAGCUUAUAAAUACCCCUCUGCAUUCUCUCGUCGAUCUUACUUCUCCUCUUCCGCCAUGGAGCUCAACGGCUCUCCCCAAAAACCUAAACGCAAACACAGCGGUGACCCUCACUCGUUACCCUCUGCCAAACACCUUCGUCCAGACUCAGCCGCUCCAUCCUCACCCAGGAUCUCCGGCGAUCAGACUUCCGGCGACCUUGCCGUGUACGGAUACCGCAACGUGGACUCCGCCGAUGCUGCUGCGAUGCAGAUGAAGCUUCCCGCCGUCCAGACCGAUUCUGCGGAGUGGCAGGAGACGAUUGAAACCGUCGUGAAGAGCGUUGUGUCCAUCCAUUUCUGCCAGACUGCGUCCUUUGAUACGGAUCUGUCCAUGUCCAGCCAGGCCACGGGGUUUGUCGUCGAUGCGAAGCGUGGUUAUAUCUUGACCAACAGACAUGUUGUCUGUGCGGGCCCGUUUUGGGGUUAUUGUAUUUUUGAUAAUCAUGAAGAGUGUGAUGUAACACCCAUCUAUCGCGAUCCUGUUCACGAUUUUGGUAUCCUCAAGUUCGAUCCAAAGGCAAUCAAGUACAUGCCCCUCACCGAAUUGAAGCUACAGCCAGAAUCCGCCCGUGUGGGUGUGGAGAUCAGAGUUGUGGGAAACGACGCUGGUGAAAAGUUGAGUAUUCUCUCCGGUGUGAUCAGUCGUCUUGAUCGCAACGCCCCGGAGUACGGUGAAGGGUACAGCGAUUUCAACACGAACUACAUCCAGGCCGCUGCGGCUGCUAGCGGUGGGAGUUCCGGCAGUCCCGUGGUCAACAUAGACGGCCAUGUGAUCGCGCUGCAGGCUGGUGGUCGUGCUGACGGUGCGGCAACUGAUUACUUCCUCCCACUCGACCGACCCCUUCGCGCGUUACAGUGUAUUCAGAAAGGAGAACUUGUCAGUCGCGGAACCAUACAGACUCAGUGGAUCAUCAAGCCCUUUGACGAAUGUCGACGUCUUGGUCUCUCGCCAGAAUGGGAGGCUGAAGUCCGCAGAGUAGCCCCGAAAGAAACCGGUAUGCUCGUGGCGGAGAUCGUACUUCCUGAAGGCCCUGGCGACGGCAAAUUACAAGAAGGCGACGUGCUGAUCAAGGCCAACGGCGAGCUUCUGACCCAAUUUGUCCGGUUAGAUGAUAUCCUGGACUCCAGUGUCGGAGGGGACGUUCAUCUGCUGGUGCAGAGAGGCGGCGAGGACCUGGAAGUUACGUGCAAGGUUCAGGAUCUUCAUGCGAUCACUCCGUCACGAUAUGUUACCGUUGCUGGAGCUACCUUCCACGAUCUAUCCUACCAGCAAGCGAGAUUGUAUGCCAUCGCGUGCAAAGGUGUCUAUGUGUGUGAGGCAGCUGGAUCGUUUAAGCUGGAAAGUACAUUUUCUGGAUGGAUCAUCGAUUCAGUUGAUAAAAGACCAACAAGAAAUCUAGACGAGUUCAUUGAAGUUUUGAAGACUAUCCCAGAUCGCGCUAGAAUUGUUCUUUCCUAUCGCCAUAUCCGAGAUCUCCAUACCCGUGGAACAAGCAUCGUUCAUAUUGAUCGUCACUGGCAUCCGCAUAUGAGACUGGCCCAGAGGAACGACCAAACAGGGCUCUGGGAUUUCACAGACCUCGCGGACCCAAUUCCUGCCGAACCCCCGGUCCCACGUAAAGCUGAUUUCAUUCAGCUUGACGGUGUCAGUCACCCUGCCGCUGCUGAUAUUGUCCGAAGUUUUGUCCGUGUCUCAUGCACCAUGCCCGUCAAGUUAGACGGGUUUCCACAGGCCAGAAAGACAGGGUUCGGAUUAGUGGUUGACGCAGAGAAGGGCUUGGUUGUGAUCUCCCGAGCGAUUGUCCCGUUUGACCUGUGCGAUAUCAACAUCACCGUCGCCGACUCUAUCAUCGUGAGCGCCAAGGUUGUCUUUUUGCAUCCCUUGCAGAAUUACACGAUCAUUCAGUAUGAUCCUAGCCUCGUCCAGGCGCCCGUCAAGACCGCACGCUUGAGCCCAGAAUACAUCAAACAAGGAGCGGAGACAUUGUUUGUGGGGUUCAAUCAGAACUUUAGAAUCGUGGUUGCGAAGACUGCGGUCACUGAUAUCACCACUGUUGCUAUUCCACCUAAUGCGGCGGCUCCUAGAUACCGCGCCAUCAACUUGGAUGCCAUCACUGUUGACACUGGACUGAGCAGUCAGUGCACCAGUGGUGUUUUGCUAGGAGAAGAUGGUGUGAUUCAGGCUCUGUGGUUGAAUUACCUCGGUGAACGAACGCAAUCCUCCCACAAAGACGUGGAAUAUCAUCUUGGCCUUGCUACGCCGUCUCUGAUCCCCGUCAUCUCGCAAAUCCAGAGUGGUGUCAUCCCGCGCCUGCGCAUCCUCGAUAUGGAGACAUAUGUUAUUCAAAUGAGCCAGGCACGUGUCAUGGGUGUCUCGGAGGAAUGGAUUGAGAAAGUCGCCAAGGCUAAUGCCGCAAGACAUGAACUGUUCAUGGUUCGAAAGGUGGAUUGCGCCUCGCCGUUGUCCGCCGAUGUCCGACCGCUAGAAGAGGGAGACAUCAUCUUAACGUUGAAUGAUAAGCUGAUCACACGUGUGUCCGAAUUUGAUAUGAUGUACGACCAGGAGACUCUUGACGCGUUGAUUGUGCGAAAUGGCGAGGAGAUGAAGAUCAAGAUCAAGACUGUGCCAACAGAGGAUCUGGAGACCGACCGGGCGCUGAUUUUCUGCGGUGCCGUAUUGCAGAAACCGCAUCACGCCGUUCGACAGCAGAUCAGUAAGUUGCACAGCGAAGUCUACGUCAGCGCAAGGUCGCGUGGCUCCCCAGCCUACCAGUACGGCCUCUCUCCAACGAACUUCAUCACCGCAGUAAACGGUGUCAAAACCCCCGAUCUAGAUUCGUUCAUCCGAGAAGUCAGCAACAUCCCCAACAAUACUUACUUCCGCCUCCGAGCCGUGACCUUCGACAAUGUGCCCUGGGUCGUGACCAUGAAGAAGAAUGAUCACUACUUCCCCAUGUCCGAAUACAUCAAAGAGCCCUCCGCACCGCUGGGCUGGCGAACUGUCAACUACGAUCGCGGCAAGGAACGCCGCGGGACUGGCGACAUUGCAAAUCUCAACGCUGAUGCGAUGGACGAAGGCAGGGACGAGGGUGUUAGUGAUGUCGAGCCUGACAUAGAGUGAUUUGAACAGGUCAUACAUACCUCUGAAGCGCUUGGUGAUGUCCCAUCACUACCGUGACACUCGUAUGAUCCUGAUGUUUGUACUCUAUUUUGUAUAUCGAAAGUGACUGCAGCAGGCUAGCUAAUGGAUUGGGAAACGGAGUUCGGUUGGGGCGUUUUUUUGGAGACCUUGUAUUUCCGGGCUGAACUAUCCUCUGUU